Penicillium antarcticum is the source of this 3582-nucleotide messenger RNA. RefSeq lists its product as uncharacterized. The coding region runs from base 1 to 3582 and encodes 1193 amino acids. The record is from RefSeq and is a predicted model, not a curated record. NCBI's taxonomy places the organism in Eukaryota, Fungi, Ascomycota, Eurotiomycetes, Eurotiales, Aspergillaceae. The transcript has a single exon.
AUGAUGAACCGCUUCCGCAAGAAUAAGAAGGUGAAGAAUACCUUGGGGGAUCUCGAGGGGGAGUCACCAGCAUUCAUCCUCAAGGGAUCCAAGAAGAGAGAUGUCCAGCAACCCAAACCCGAACCUGAUUUCGACCUCUCAGCCGCCCUCCCCUCCACAGAUGACUUCCGCACCAGUCUGCUCAUGCCGAAGCUGUCGGCUCGGUUUAGCAUGCUGAAGGAACAGGAUGACCCGCUCUCAUUACUCGGCAAGGCGAGUGACGACAGCGUGUUAUUCCCCAAACGCGCCUCACGAUUGAAUUUGUUUGGCCACAACCCUAAUAUGCUCGCGGAUAUCGAUGAAUGCUCCUCCAAUGAUGGGAGUCGGCCCUCCAUGGCUCUCGGCCGCACCGAUUCAUUCGCUUCUGGGGGAGAUGGAUAUGGCACAGAUGACGACCGAUCACAAGCUGGGAGUAUGAUGAGCAGAGGACGUCGCGCAGAAGGCAAUAAUUUGUUUGGCGGUCGCCAGAAGGUGUAUAAGAUCCCGGUUCGAGGCCCAGGGGGACCCAACGGCGCACCAGAGAGUGCUAGUCGGGGGAUGGGCAAGCCGGUGUAUGAACACGACAUGAACCUCUCGGCUUUCCAGCGAUUACGUCUUAAGGAAAAGGAAGAGAAGGCUGUGGAGGAGGCGCGCGAGGCUGCUGCUCGGGAAUCAGAAUACGCUCCUUCGACAGUCUCAUCCAACGACCGGACGACAUACUCAUCUAUUGCCUCCGGACCCCUAUCAAACGUCCAGUCAUUGACUCCAGCGACAUCGGUCGAUGAGUCGCCUUUAAGCGCAUCAUCCCUGCCCCCAGCGGGUGGAUAUCCAUUCCCUGAAACCGUUGCCGAGCCCAAUCGGUCCAAUUCCGCCAUGUCUAACCCGAAAACUGGCUCGAUUCGAACCCGUCGUCUCUAUGGCCAAGGAUUGACCCAGGCAGCCCAGAGCCAGCAGACCUCAACUCUGCACCGCCUAGAAAGCCUGAGCCGUCAGCGUGCAGGAACGCCUGACCUUCCUUCUUUGAAUCGCAACUACUCCCGGAGUGCAACCAACCUGCGUGAUCGCCUGCAGAAGCUUGCCAUCAACGAGCCCGCCUCCGCCUCUCCUACCAGCCCACCUUCGUCUGCGACAUCGCCCAAGCCCCGCAUUUCCGGAGAGUCUGCUCUGAAAGAGCGCAUCUCACCUAUAGCAGCAACUUUUGGAGCUGCCCCUCUGAGUCCUCCCUCCAGCGAGGCCGAGGAUGUUGCCGCCCUCCUGGCUGCUUCAAUUCACCCCGAAGACCACGGCAAGGCCACCGCCAUGGGUCUCUUCAACCGCCCUGCCACAGGCUUCGACGAGCAAGCAUUCUCCCGUCGGCAGCUUCAGAUGCACCAAGGACGAGAUACCCCCCCGCCGCGACGAUCAUCACCCCCGCGCCGGCCUCCGCCCGCAGAGCCUGCUAGCCAGCGCCCACGAGGAUUGUCCAAAUCCAGCUACCGCUCCAGAGCCGAGUCCGCCUCCUCUCACUACAGCAGCGAGGCGCACCGUGGCGUUGAUCACUCCCGCGCUUCCAGCAUCGAAGCUUCCCCUUACCGAGGUGGAGGGAAGACUUUCUAUGCUAAUUCCACUGCCAGCGAGUCGGGAGAUGAAGGCGAUGAUCGCCGCUCGCACGACCUCUCGUCGGCUACAUCUUUGGCCACAGAAUAUGGCCAGUCGAUCCAGCGUUCGAGCGUAGUAUCUAACGCCCCAUCAACCCAGACCAAGGAUCACCUCGAAACUCUUCCGGAAGUGAGAUACUCAGAUCUAGGUGACCUCAAGCCCAUCGAGGAGAAUGAUUCUUUCGAUGCCGCUUCCUCGCACGAGUGUGUCCCGCCUAGACCUGAUUCCCCCACGAUCCAGGCAGAUCCUGGUCUCGGUGGAAUGGGUGGAAUGGUUCGCUCUCACCUUCGUCAGCAAAGUGACCGAUCCUCCAUCUUCCCUCCUCCGUCGCCUCGUCUUCCUGAGCAUGAGCCCGAGGAGCCUGUGACAAAGGAUACCAUUCCUAUGGUAGAACAAUCCCGCGAAUAUGCUCGGCCGUCAUCAGCUACACGCCCCAGUACAUCAAGCUCACAUGCUCCCUCUGCUCACUCCGCAGAGGGAAUCGGUUCUCGCAAUAGUGAGGACUCUUCCGCCCCUGGUGUCGGCGGUGCGAAGACACCAUCGUGGAAAGAGGAAAUGGCGUCAUUCUCCCACCGCCGUGACGGAAGCACUGAGACCCAGAAGGAGCGCGAGGAAUUCGCCAUUGAACUGGCUGAACGACGCAGAAAGGUGCAGGAGAAGCUACGAAGUGUUGCCGAGAGCGAGAGCAGAUCCAGCAGCCCUACUCCUGGCCGCUCAACACCUGACUUCACUAGAACGGGAAACGCAUUUGCUAUGUUGAAGCAAAAGGCCAGCAAGCAGGCCAUGCCCAAGCCUGACCAGAAGAAGCUCUUUGGUUACAAUAACUCGUCCUCCCCUGCCCUUGCUUCAGAUGACUCGUGGCGCGAGGAGCGUCCUCCCUUCAGCUUUGGCCAGCACUCCAACUCUAGUUCUCCCCAGAUUGGAGAGCGUUCAUUCAGAUCCCGUAUGCCAACUCUCAGCCGCAACAACAGCCACGAGGAAUCACGCGAGUCCAGCCGCAGCCGUGGGCCAUCCCCACACGGUGCUUUCCGGUCUCAGAGAGACCGUUCGGGAUCGGAUGCAUCUGGCCGCUCCAAGAGCCGCACCAGAUACCGCGAGCGGGAUGAUCUCCAGACCGUGGAGGAGGGAUCGGUCAUUGCGCAUGACAACUUUGUUGUCCCCGAAGGCUUCGAGCCUCCUAUGCCCAUCUCUCUCCCUCCCUCGAACCGCCCAUCCGUUGAGAUGGCUGAGUCACCGAACGUUGACCGUGCUCCCUCUGCUGCCUCGGGUAGACUCCGUAGCACCAGUCGCUCCGGCACCCCGAGCUUCCAAUACGAGCGUCCGUUCCAGUUCCCCAACUCGAACACAUCCUCAAUCAUCGGCGCCUCGCCCCGGCCCUCGCCUGCUGCACCACCCUACUCUGCCAACGCAACUCCUCCCCUGAACGAGGUACCAGCCAACACCUCGUCCACAUCCCUCGCAUCCGCAGCCAACUCUGCCCACACAAUUCCCCAACGAGCCCCAGGACACGGAUUUCUCCUCAAGCGCCCGGUGAACAAGAAGCAGAUAUCAGAGCCGACCUUCGUCUCUUCAACAUCCAACGUCCCCCUCGUUGGCCUCCAGUCUCAAUCGGGCAGCGCUCCUCCUCUCCCCCCAAUGAACCCUCGCCGUCGCCGCGGCACAGCAACCCAGACAAUCUUGGGUGCAUUCAAGAGCGACAAGCACGACUCGUCGCGGGUUGCAUCGCCAGCUCCAAGCACUAUGGAGGAACAAAGCGUCUUCCCAGACGACGAACUCCGUCCCCGCUCCCGCAAUCGUCUCCGCAAGACUUCCAGCGAGAGUGGUAACCUGAACGCGCGGGCGCGCCAGGAAUCCCGGUCCGGCUCUCCACCUGCCGUCCCUCAAUAUCCUCCCCCUGCCGUCCCUGUUGAUGGUGGCAUGUUCUAA